AAAAAAAAAAAACCAAACCAAAAAUAAACAAACAGUGACGGAGGAAGGAGAACUUUAGGGAAGCCAAGAAAUGAAUAGAAUAAUGGUUGAGCAGCAGCGACUGUCCUAGUAGAUGCUGCUUUAAAAUCUUUUUGUGCACAUUUAGCUACUCAUUAGUAGACAAGGUUAAGAUUGCUACAGCUGUUAGUGCCAAUGUAGAAUUUUUUAAAUUUAAAUUUAUGCAGUCAAUGUGGAAGAAACCCAAAUGUCUGCUAACCAAAACCCCAAAGUUUUAGGUAUUUUUUUUUUAAAAAGUUGAUUCAAGCAAGACAUAAAACACAUACAUAAACAAGGAGAAACAGCCUGGUUCGAGUAGCUCUCUUUCUCGUCUAGGAGAUUAUACCACAGAAGCAGAGAGAACAGGAAAGCCAUAAGAGAGGCUGGAUCAGCCUUGUCCAAGGUCUAAGUGACCUGGAGUCGGAAAAACCACAAUUCCCAGAAAUCCUGGGCCAGUGAGGGGCGGGGCUCUCCAGCGAGCCGGGCGUUUCUCCCGUGAGGCGUUUCGCGGAAGUGGCGGGAGCAGUGGCUAUGGAGGCGCGGGAGGAGAAAGAGUCUCAGGUUGCUGAGUGGUUGAAAAAAAUAUUUGGAGAUCAUCCGAUUCCACAGUAUGAGGUGAACUCACGGACCACAGAGAUUUUAUAUCACCUUGCAGAACGCAACCGGGACCGGGACAGGGACGCCUGCCUAGUAAUAGAGGACUUGAAACAAAAAGCAAACGAAUAUGAGUCAGAAGCCAAGCAUCUUCAAGACCUCCUCGUGGAGAGUGUGAACUUUUCCCCUGCAAAUCUGUCUAGCACUGGUUCUAUGUAUCUGAAUGCUUUGGUUGACAGCGCAAUGGCCCUUGAAACAAAGGAUACCUCACUAGCAAGUUUUAUUCCUGCAGUGAAUGAUUUGACCUCUGAUCUUUUUCGUACCAAAUCCAAAAGUGAAGAACUCCAGCUUCAACUGGGAAAACUUGAAAAAAACCUGACAGCAACUCUAGUAUUAGAAAAAUGCCUGCGAGAAGAUCUUAAGAAGGCAGAGCUCCAUCUGUCUGCUGAAAAGGCCAAAGUUGACAGUCGUCUUCAGAACAUGGACUUCCUGAAGGCAAAGGCAGAGGAAUUCAGAUUUGGAAUCAGAGCUGCAGAGGAGCAGCUUUCAGCUAGAGGCAUGGAUGCUUCUCUGUCUCAUCAGUCACUAGUAGCACUGUCAGAGAAACUGGCAGAGCUAAAACAACAGACUAUACCUUUGAAGAGAAAACUGGAGUCCUACUUAGACUUAAUGCCGAAUCCAUCUCUUGCACAAGUGAAAAUUGAAGAAGCUAAGAGAGAAUUAGAUACCAUUGAGACCGAACUUUCAAAGAAGGUAGACAUGAUGGAACUGUGACCAGAGCCGAACAAAUAUGUUUUUCCUUAGCAAAAUAAGUUAAAUAGAACUUUACGGGGUUUUUUAAUCUGCUUGGCAUACCUUAACGAAAUUUCUGUUCUUAGUUGAAAUAGUAAUGUCCUGUUAACAGAAUAAUGGUCCCGAGUUAUACAUUGCAUUUUUGUGCCCAGAUACAAUUUUCGUAUUA
Molecule: messenger RNA, 1591 nt
Organism: Fukomys damarensis (Damara mole-rat)
Lineage: Eukaryota; Metazoa; Chordata; Mammalia; Rodentia; Bathyergidae
Gene: Haus1
Product: HAUS augmin like complex subunit 1
Exons: 9
Coding region: 568-1404 (278 amino acids)
Biological process (GO): spindle assembly; centrosome cycle
Cellular component (GO): HAUS complex; cytosol
Source: RefSeq, a predicted model, not a curated record